Rhizopus microsporus ATCC 52813 is the source of this 621-nucleotide messenger RNA. RefSeq lists its product as uncharacterized. Bases 1 to 621 code for a protein of 206 amino acids. The record is from RefSeq and is a predicted model, not a curated record. NCBI's taxonomy places the organism in Eukaryota, Fungi, Mucoromycota, Mucoromycetes, Mucorales, Rhizopodaceae. The transcript is spliced from 3 exons.
AUGACAAUACCAAGUAAUAUCAUUCUCGAUAUCUCUACGUUAAAUAAGAAUAAUCCAAGAGAAUUCCAUUGUAAGGGUACCUACCAAGGUGUGCCUAUUGAAUGUAUAUACAUACCAGUUUGCAAUGAGGAUCGUUCUCAAUACUAUCACGAGUUUUAUAUGUCAGAUCGUUUAACUGCUUGCAGAAAUAUGGGCGUCUACUUUAAUAUGUUUGAAGCCACUUUGUCAGAAAUGAAUAUAAAUUAUAAGGAGGUUCCAUCAGAAAGAUCUGGCUUGUUUCUUAUAAGACAACAUUAUCCAAAUGGAUGUUUACGUGAUUAUGUACUUAAAAACAGAGUUAAUGGCAUAGACACAGAAUCAAUGCAUGCAAUACAGGCCGGAAUCAAUUUAUUUUCAAUGCUAGCUGAUGCUCACGCUUUAAACAUGUUUCUUGUUGGGAUUGAUACAAAGAAUAUCUUUGUCGAUAUUGAUGGUAGUCUACGCUUUUUUGGAUUUCGAUAUUCAUUCCAGAAGGGUAAGUCUGCAGAAAAGGCGUUAUGGAGUAAUUGGAGUGACAUUCGCUGUCCAGAGAACGCUUAUUUGAAUCAAAGUCCUAUUCAGAGAAAACCGACGUAUUUCUAG